Bursaphelenchus okinawaensis is the source of this 3545-nucleotide messenger RNA. Lineage: Eukaryota; Metazoa; Nematoda; Chromadorea; Rhabditida; Aphelenchoididae. The record is from the annotation of a GenBank genome assembly.
AUGAUCGCGCUCAGCGGCAACAUUCUCGUAUGUGCGGCCGUUUUCUUCGACAGAAAACUGCGUCGACAGCCGGAGAAUCUGUUUUUAGUGUCAUUGGCGGUAUCGGAUCUACUGGUGUCUAUUAUGGUAGGUUUCAGAAUUUCUGCUUGUUUCUUUAGUGCUGGUAAAGUAGGGUAGGGUAAUGUAAGGUAGGGCAGGAUAGGGAAAGGUAAAGUAGGAGAAGGACCUUAAAAAAGGCAAAUUAAAACUUAAACUUUCAGGUAAUGAUAUUCGCAGCAGCCAACGACAUCCUCGGCUACUGGCCCUUCGGCGAGAUGUACUGCGAGUUUUGGAUCUGUUUUGACAUUACUUGUUGUACGGCCUCAAUUCUCAAUUUGUGUGCCAUCGCCUUCGACCGGUACUGUCAUAUCAGCCGUCCGAUGAAAUAUGCUCGAUAUUCGAGUAAACGUUUGAUCAUCGCCGCCAUAGUCGUAGUUUGGGUACUAUCAUCGCUGAUUGGUGCUGCACAAAUCAUCUUUGGUGCGGCCAGUGAAAGCGAGCUUGAACAGCACAAUCAUCGGCCAAGACAUGUGGGUUUCGGCCAAGAUAAUCAUCAUAAACUGUGAGUUUAGGCGUUUUUUCGAUUUUUUGAAAAGAAAAAAACUUUUAGUUUUUUAGGUAAUAAGUAUCAUUUUUAGCUUGCGAGUAGCCUACAACCAGUAAAAAAAUCAUUUUUUAAUUUUAAAAUUAAAAAAAAAUUAAAUUUCAAUAAAAAAUUUUUUGAAAUUUCAAUUUUCAGACCAGCCUGCCAGCUGCGACUCUCCCCCCUGUACGCAAUAGUCUCAUCCACCCUCAGCUUCUUCCUCCCUGCCACCAUCAUGGUCGUGUUGUACGCCAAACUGUAUCUGUACGCGCGAAUGCACGUGCGCAGCAUUCGCUCCCAGCUGAAACAGGCAACCUCAUUAUUGAUUAUGCAGUUAGCUAGUGAACACAUUCGCCAAGUUGUUGUAAGCUCUUUCGUUUUUCCAGACACUAUCCCCCUAUGUUCCCUUGAGUUUACGUUUAGUUUGCUGAUAACAUAGAACAUUUUUUUGGGUAGAAAAGAUUUUUUUUUUCAUAGAGAAAGGGGGUGGUAACCUUACUUUUUUUUCAAAAAAUAUAUUUUUUAUGCUUUCUAGGUAAGGGGGUACAAUAUGGAAAAAAAAUUUUUGAGAUUUUUGACCAUGGUCCUCCCCGUUAAUUUCGCAAAAGUGCCAUAGCCUCCAAGAAAAAAAAUUUCUUUUGACCUUCUGCGAAAACCAUUUGCCUAGCACUACCUAUAACAAUAUAGCCCUACUUGUUUCAUAAGCCACAUACUAUAAAAAGUAUAGAUCAAAGCAGAUCGACCUCCUCCAAACUCCCCAACUCACCUUCUCCUACUGUUACUUCUUUGCUUCUUAACCCCUCAAAAUUCAAUUUUUUUAAAAAUAAUAAUGUUUUGUCGUUGUCAGUGGCGCAGCCAUACCUUACUUUGGCGGGUCUCCUCUUUUCUGCAUCAGGAAAGGGUAAGUCCCCGUGAACUCGAUGUGGUAAUCAGCCUUGUUGUGACUUGGCCAUUUUUGUGCUUUGCUGUCCAAAUUACCCCCCGAAAGGCACACCACUAAUAUGCAAACCGUUUUUGCGUGAAAUUCUUGUUUUUCGACCGUUUUUGGUUUGGGUGAAGCAAUUUUCGACCGUUUUUGGAUUGGUCGAAAUUGUUUUUGCCAUUUUUUUUCAAUUUUUGGUUUUGCCACUGAUAAUGACCACUAAUCCUUACAGUUUUUGAAAUUAACCAUGACAUACCACCUGAGCAAAACAUCAUCCAGUUUUUAAAAUUAUACCAACCACUUUUUUAAAAUUAUGAUACAGAACAAACUAUAGUACCAUAAGUUUUAUAUACCACUUCAUUUUGAACCAUAAUUAAGAUAUGUCACAAAACUCAUACCUAUUCAACUAUCGCCUGUACCGCCAGCUAUCUGUGAGCCAUAGUAUCUAUAUGAACGUAGGCAGAGUGCGUGCGGUCGCCCGUUUUGCAGUUGAUUCUAUAGUGCAGUAUGAUAAUAUCUUCAAGUUUUUGCUUUUUUUUGAUAGUGUACCAGUAAAAAGAGUUCUAAAAGUUUACUAAUUUAACAUACAAAUUGAAAAAUAUUACUUUACUGCGUUAGAACAGUAAUUUAAAAUCAAUAUUUUGUAGUUUAAAAAUUUUAAAAACUCAAAAACUAACGUCAAACUACCACUAAAUACUUACCCAUACUGCACUGACGCUUCACAAUAGUACCAGUAGUACCAUUAACCCAUGCUUUUUCUAUCUCUAUCGCCAACAUUAACCCAAUAGUGUGAAUUUUGACGCUAGCCUGUUUUAACCCAAGUGUGACCGCAACAAUCGCCUUCAACCACCUAUGAUAUUUUUUAGGCAACACACGCCGCAUUAGAAUAUCAAGAUGUGGGUUGUAACAACAAUUCGGCAAAUGGGUCGCCGAACAACAACCCAUCAUCACCACCACAAAAUGGUACUACGUCUACGACGACCAGCCCUCAAGUGGUACAACCAAAGUAUCAAAUGACGGCUGGACAACAGUAUCCCGGGCAGAAUGUUGAGACUACUAUUGUGAGUUUAUAGUACAUAAUGGCGUUAGAAAUUACAUUUUUGACUAAAUCAAGGCAUUUUGGUUCUACUGUUUUAAAAAAAUUUCAAAAAAUAUUUAUUUUUCAAUAAAUGUUUUACCUUUUUUUAGUUCCCAGACAUACCAGAAGGCUGUAAAAGGCCGCACCAGCCCAAAAAUCAGUCCGCUUCUGAUCAAAAAGCACGGUAAGUAUACAAAAAAGUAACUUUUUGCCUUUUCUAAUUAAUUUUUUGUGAAAAAAGGUCCUUUAUUACCUUCUAAACGUGCCACACCAACCCCCAAAUCAACUAAACCAAGCAAACUGUAAUUUAUUUCCUUGCCACCCACUUUCCCUACCUUAAUAUCACCAUAACAAAACAAAAGAUACGAUAAUAAACCAUAACAUAAGACUUUUAAGUUUUCAUAUUUUCAGGGUGACAUUAGGCAUUAUAAUGGGCACGUUUCUACUGUGCUGGCUACCGUUCUUCGUUGUCAAUAUUUGGCGUUCACUUUUCCCAACGUUCUUUCCCACUAUAGUGUUUCAGGUAGGUGUUUUGUGUUGUUCAACUUAUUGUUUUACAUUAUCUUAACUAUAGCUACCCAAAGCGUAUUUUACAAAUCUCUUUAACUCACGGUAGGAAUUAAAAUAAUUUGAAAAAAGAAAGAAAAGUUAAAAAAAUUUCUCAGACCAACGUUUAAACUAUAAAAUAGCACACACAGCCUUAUUCAAAACCCCACCUUCUUCAGGUUGUGACAUGGCUUGGCUACGCCAACUCCACCGCCAACCCCAUCAUCUACGGUAUUUUCAACCGCGACUUCCGGCGCGCCUUCAAACGCAUCGUUGUCAAGAUUCUGUAUUGCUACGACGAUACGCGGAAACCCUCCCACUUCUUUGGCAACUCUCACGCCGAGCAAACGCUUCCGUUACAUCGCUUCUCCAACUGA